Messenger RNA from Rodentolepis nana, 1950 nucleotides. Lineage: Eukaryota; Metazoa; Platyhelminthes; Cestoda; Cyclophyllidea; Hymenolepididae. The record is from the annotation of a GenBank genome assembly.
AUGUCCAUGCAAGCUUACCUCACCCGUCUUCUUAUAGUCGGGCUGUGUGUCGGAUUAAUUUCAGCCCGAAUCCGCACGAAUCAAUGGCUAGUACGCCUUCAAACAGAUGGCCAAGAGGGCCGAGAUGUCAUGAAAUCUCGAGCUAAACGAAUUGCGGAGGAACAGGGUUUCAGAACUUUGCUGGAAGACCAUGAUUCCUUCUUCUACCCAAAUGAAUUUCUCUUCAUGCAUCCGAAUAUGAAAGAGACAAGCAAAGAAAUUCACGAUACUCUUGUUGGUCAUCCGAGUAUUGAAAGUGCGGAACAGCUGAAUGGUUAUCGACGCAAUAAACGCGGGUACAAGGACAUUGAAUUAGUAGAAGAUGAUCAAACAGAACGAACUCCUGAUGAAAAUAAGAAGAAUCUUGUAAGAGAACUGGCGUCAGACCCACUCUUCCCUAAAGAAUGGUACAUCCACAAUACUGGACAAGCUGAAGGUACUCCUGGUUUGGAUCUGAAUGUCUUGGACGCUUGGGCUCAAAAUAUUACUGGAAGAGGGGUGGUAACUGGAAUUAUGGAUGAUGGUAUCGAUUACUUGCACCAAGAUCUUGCUCCAAACUAUGCCGCGGAAGCUAGCUAUGAUUUCUCAAGUAACGACGCUCAUCCCUACCCAAGAUACACGGACGAUUGGUUCAACUCCCAUGGGACUCGUUGUGCUGGUGAAAUUGCUGCUGUUGGUGGAAAUGGUGUUUGUGGGGUUGGUGUAGCCCCUGGGUCUCGUGUAGCCGGACUUAGAAUGCUCGAUCAGCCAUACAUGACGGAUCUCAUUGAAGCUGCCGCAAUGUCUCAAGCUAGGGAUAUCAUUGAUAUCUACUCGGCUAAGGAUCAUUUAAGCAAUUUGAAAUGGGCCAUAGUUGAUGGCGUGAAUAAAGGAAGACGAGGAAAAGGGUCGUUAUUCGUCUGGGCGUCAGGAGACGGGGGAGCAUUGGAUGAUUGCAACUGUGAUGGAUAUGCCGCAUCGAUGUGGACAAUCUCAAUUAAUUCUGCAACAAAUGAUGGCCAAACUGCUAUUUAUGAUGAAUCUUGUGCCUCAACCCUCGCUUCCACAUUUUCAAAUGGAAAAUCAAGGAAAAGCCUGGACGCAGGAGUGGCGACAGUAGAUCUCUAUGAUGAAUGCACGCUGUAUCACUCAGGAACUUCGGCUGCGGCGCCUGAAGCAGCGGGUGUUCUGGCCCUCACUCUUGAAGCCAAUCCAGAUCUAACAUGGCGAGAUGUUCAACAUCUAAUUGUGCUCACUUCAAAACGGAAAUACCUCUACGAUCGAGAUAGAACUCACAAUUGGACUGUUAAUGGCGCAGGAUUAGAGUUCAAUCAUCUUUUCGGCUAUGGAGUUCUUGAUGCCGGUGAUAUGGUCAGAGCUGCUAAGUUAUGGAAAACUGUUCCUGAAAGGUUCCAUUGUAUUGCUGGAAUUUUCCGUGGGCAAAAAGUAAUUACGGUUGGGAAACCUAUUCAGUUGGAACUUUUCACGGAGUCGUGCCGUGGCAAUCCGGAUAGUCAAGUUAACUUCAUUGAACAUGUCCAAGCCUUCAUUUCCAUCAAGUCUAGUCGAAGAGGUGAUCUAGUGAUGUUCUUGACGUCACCUAUGAAUACAACAUCCAUGAUUCUUGGCGCUAGACCGUUGGAUUCGGAUUCCACCAAAGGUUUCGUUAAAUGGCCCUUUAUGACAACCCACAUGUGGGCCGAAAACCCAAGAGGUACCUGGAAGUUGACAAUCGGUUUGGAUCCUCAGAAAAGGCGAUCUCGUGAUGGUCCAGAUCCUGCAUUAGGACAUGCCGUUUUGACCGAAUGGAUUCUGAUGGUGCAUGGAACUCAAGCAUCACCCUACUCACAAAUUCCUGACAGUGCAAGUAAAUUAGUACCAAAGUUGGAGGUGGUGAAAAGGCAACAAUCCUCUCAACGAUUCUCGUACUAA